Perkinsus marinus ATCC 50983 is the source of this 285-nucleotide messenger RNA. RefSeq names its product flavohemoprotein b5/b5r, putative. Gene Ontology annotation, cellular component: membrane; intracellular membrane-bounded organelle. Gene Ontology annotation, molecular function: heme binding. The record is from RefSeq and is a predicted model, not a curated record. Lineage: Eukaryota; Perkinsozoa; Perkinsida; Perkinsidae. The coding region runs from base 1 to 285 and encodes 94 amino acids. The transcript has 3 exons.
AUGCCCGAUGGGUAUCAUAGUCCCACUAAUGCCAUCAGAAAGAGAGUAAUAACCAGAGCUGAGCUCGCUAGGCAUACAUCCAAGCACGAUGCAUGGAUUUCUGUUCAUGGUGUGGUAUUAGAUGUUAGCAAGUUCAAGGAGGAGCAUCCUGGGGGAGAGAGCAUCCUCAUGCUCCAUGUUGGUACUACGGGAGGCGUCUUCUACAUGGAGAUCAUCUUCGCAACAGCGACCGUCGCUGCUGUGGCGGUGGGUGUGUUCAACUUGAUGAAGAAAGCAUCGAAGUGA